AUCUGUUCGGUCACUCCGAGAUAUCAUGGCUCUCGCUAGCCUCAAGGACCAUACGUCCUCCAUACUGCCGUCAUUGUCAUAUACGGAGUUGCUUGCAUUCGCUGGAACUACUUAUGCGAUAUACAGCGUCUUAAGAAUCAUCUAUCGUCUUACGCUCCAUCCACUCGCAAAGUAUCCUGGCAAUUUCAUUGAGAAGAUAUCUGAUUGGCCUUUGAUCUAUUACUGCUAUAAUGGCGAUAGACAUCUACGUAUUCAAGAAGCACACAGGAAAUAUGGCACCGUCGUCCGUAUCGGACCCAACACGCUCGACUUCAACACCGCAACUGCUCUCAGCGCCAUCCACCGUGAUCGAAACGCCAAUGUCAAGAAGGCUGAUUGGUACGACACCGUAGACGCUGGUUCCGGAGCUAGAAGUGUUCAAUCAGUAGUGGACAAACCUUAUCAUGCUUUCAGGAGAAAGAUGCUUCUCCCUGCGUUCUCUGAAACAGCGUUGAGGGAGCAUGAGAAGUUUAUUGAUAACAACGUAACGACCAUGAUUGACGAGAUGUGUAAGGAGUGCAAUCAGGAGGAUAGCAAGGAUGUCUGGACGAGCCCAGUAGAUUUCAUGCUCUUUGCUGCAUGGUAUGGAUUCGAUUACACAGCGGACCUGGCCUUCGGAUCACCGAUGAAGUUGCUGGAAAAUGAGCACAGAUAUGUGCCGGAUGUAGUGAAGUGGACGAGCCAGUUCUUAUACUAUGUUGGCUAUCUCCCAUUUGCACCACUCAUACGCCCCAUAUUGAUACACACCUCAGUAAUAAAACACUUACCUUCCAAAAACACCCGCGACACCGCCAAAUUCUUCCAAAUCGGCGAGGAGAGACUCGUAGCACGCCAAGCUGCCGAAGAAAGAUCAGUCGAAAAUGACAAGGACGUCCGCCGCGAUAUCUUCCACUACAUCUUCCACGCUCGGGACGAAACCGGCGUCGCACUCUCCCAGGAGGAGAUGAUCGCAGACGCCUCUUUCUUCCUCGCGGCGGGCAGCGAUGGCGUUGGUAUUGCACUAAGCGCAGCGCUGUUUUACCUUCUCCAGAAUCCAGAAUCGCUGACAACGCUUACGACCGAGCUGCGAAGCUCAUUUGCGUCAGUUGAUGAGAUCCGCUUGCCGAAGCUGAACCAGCUUCCCUACCUUUAUGGCGUCGUCGAGGAAGCUCUGCGGCUAGUCCCCUGCGUUUCGUCCCAAUUUCCCCGUGAAGUCCUUCCCGGCGGCAUGACUGUCGAUGAUCAAUACAUUCCCGCCGGAACCGUAGUUGGCACGUCCCCGUACGCGUUGCAUCAUAACGAGGAGAAUUACCCAGACAGCUUUGCGUUCAAGCCAGAGCGCUGGCUGGGGGAUGAGGAGAGCGUAGCACGGGCGAAGAGCGCAUUCAACACAUUCAGUGUCGGCCAGUAUAACUGUAUUGGGAAGAAUGUGGCAUAUCUUGCCAUCAAGCUCGUCAUAGCGAAACUACUGUGGGGUUAUGAAGUCAGAGUGCCUGAGGAGGUGGGCUUGAUUGGAGGAGGGGGGAGAGGUGCGUGGAAAGGAGAUUUGAGAAGGGAGAAUGAGUAUCAGUUGUUGGACUAUCUAGUGGGAUAUAGGGAGGGGCCCAUUGUACAAUUCCGGAAGAGGAAGGUAUAAAGUUGGAGGUAACGAUUUGAGCGUGUAGGAAGAACUCUGAUUUCUAGAUGAAGCGCCUUCUAGAGACUUGCACACAAUCGUUUUCCUGGGCGCUCGGUCUUUGUCAAAGAGUAGAAAUUCCUGGCACUAAAGACAUGAAAGUUUUCGAGGUUGAUGCCGUCCCGGCAACUAUACGCGGCAAUCUGUAUUCCGACUACUGGCACUACAAUGGCGCUCUCAGCUUUGAACCUAUUUCACAGAUGUUUAUAAUAGAUACGACAUCCCUCAUCGCCAUCGCUAAGCGCCGUGUUUUUUCAGUUCUGCGAGACAAUGACUCCAUUCGGUUGAGCAAGAACGACAUUGAUGUGUCAUUUGAACUAGUUGUAU
Messenger RNA from Mytilinidion resinicola, 2020 nucleotides. Its product is annotated as benzoate 4-monooxygenase cytochrome P450. Gene Ontology annotation, molecular function: heme binding; monooxygenase activity; oxidoreductase activity, acting on paired donors, with incorporation or reduction of molecular oxygen. NCBI's taxonomy places the organism in Eukaryota, Fungi, Ascomycota, Dothideomycetes, Mytilinidiales, Mytilinidiaceae. The transcript is spliced from 4 exons. The record is from RefSeq and is a predicted model, not a curated record. The coding region runs from base 26 to 1654 and encodes 542 amino acids.